CUCUACUCUAUGUUCUUUCUCUCUCUAAGUUUUGUUUCUCUCUCUAGGCUCGAAUACCUGUUUCCGUGCCCUUGAUUCUUGCUCCCGAAGUUUUCAGACUUCACGCGACAUUUUCCCCCUUCCAUCUGGAAUUCUCUCUCUCUUCUCUUCUCUCUCUAACCUCCUCCAAGUUUCAGAGCAGGAGCUCCUUCAUUUCUCUCUCUCUGUCUCUCCCUCCUGUGUCCUCGUGAACUACUGGAAAUGGACGAGACAGCCCUAGGCUUAAGGGCCUCUGCUAAUGCUUUCUUAUCACAAUACGAGCCUUUGACCCUCGUCCUUACCCCCGUAGUGGGGCUAUUGGUUGCAAUUCUUCUUCAUUUUAUCAUUCAUUUCUUACUUGAAAAUGGGAUAAAGCGAUCAUUCGUGGGACUGAUAAUGGGAGCUGUUAAGUUGGUUCCUGGUGUAAACAAGUAUAUUGAAGGGGAGAAACAAAAGGUAGUUGACAAGUUACAGUCUGGCAUAAAAUGUAAACGAGAGAGUUGGCAAACUGAACUGCCACAUAUUGGACUUGGGAGAGAAGUCAUAGGGAGGUUGACAUCUCAGAAAGAAAAAGAUGUGAACUGGCAAGGCAGAUGCUCUGGUACAGUCUACAUUGGUGGGCACGAAUCUGAAGGACACUUUCUUUUGACAAAUGAGGCCUAUUCAAUGUUUUCACAUACCAAUCCAUUGCAUCUGGAUGUUUUCCCAAGCAUUGCUCAGUUUGAAGGAGAAGUAGUUGCCAUGACAGCUUCUCUACUUGGCAGCAAAGAGGAGGCUUCUGGAGGUCAAGUUUGCGGUAACAUGACUUCAGGAGGAACUGAAAGUAUAUUGCUUGCUGUUAAGACCACUCGUGAUUACAUGAAAAUAAAAAAGGGAAUAAAAAAGCCAGAGAUGGUGAUUCCUGAAUCUGCACAUUCAGCAUAUGACAAGGCUGCACAAUAUUUUAACAUUAAGCUGUGGCGGGUCCCUGUAAAUGAAGAAUUUCAGGCAGAUGUCAAGAAGAUAAGGCGUUCUAUUAACAAGAACACAAUUAUGAUUGUUGGAUCUGCACCAGGGUUUCCUCAUGGUAUUAUUGAUCCUAUAGAAGAACUUGGAGAAUUGGCAUUGAAUUUUGGUAUUUGUUUUCACGUGGACCUAUGUCUUGGUGGUUUUGUGUUGCCUUUUGCUCGCAAGUUAGGGUACCCACUUCCAUGUUUUGAUUUUGCUGUUCAAGGAGUAACAUCAAUAUCAGUAGACGUGCAUAAGUAUGGGUUAGGUCCAAAGGGAACAAGUGUGGUGCUUUAUAGGAAUCGUGAAAUUCGAAAGGCGAAUUGCUGUUUGGAUCCACAGCACCAAUUUGUUGCUGUUACAGAAUGGUCAGGGGGACUUUAUGUUUCUCCUACUGUGGCUGGUAGCAGGUCUGGUGGGUUGAUUGCUGGAGCUUGGGCAGCUAUGAUGUCUCUAGGAUUGGAAGGGUAUAUGGAACAUACGAGGGUGCUUAUGGAAACAUCCAAGAGAAUUCAGAAUGGGAUAAAGGAAAUCUCAGAAUUAUUCAUCAUUGGAAAGCCCCAUAUGACAGUAAUAGCAUUUGGAUCAAAGGUGAUAGAUAUUUUCAAAGUUAAUGAUGUUAUGUCAUCCAAGGGUUGGCACUUAAAUGCCCUGCAAAAGCCAAGCAGUGUGCAUAUCUGCGUAACCCUUCAGCACACACCUGUUGUUGAGGAUUUCUUGAUAGAUUUAAAAGAAUCCGUGAAAAUUGUUAAAGAAGAACCAGGAACAAUUGAAGGUGGCCUUGCUCCCAUUUAUGGAGCUGCCGAGAAAAUGCCUGAUAGAGGAAUGGUUCAGGAUUUGAUUGUGGCUUUCAUGGAUAGUACUUGUUAGCUUUUCUGUGGAUUCAUAGCUCAAAUUGUGGUUCUUUGUUUUCCUAUCCAGAGCCUGGUGAGUGGUUCAUUUGAAUACAACUUAUGUAAUCUUUCAUUUGUUCAUUUGAAUUUUGUCUGACCAGAAUGGUUAUAAAUUAAGCCAUGUUAUUAUUGUAGUGAAAUCUUGUAUAUUCAGCAAUAAUUCAGUAUAUCAUUGUGCUUAUGCGAACAAA
Amborella trichopoda is the source of this 2089-nucleotide messenger RNA. It is a transcript of the gene DPL1, whose product is annotated as dihydrosphingosine phosphate lyase. Gene Ontology annotation, cellular component: endoplasmic reticulum. Gene Ontology annotation, biological process: sphingolipid catabolic process; carboxylic acid metabolic process. The record is from RefSeq and is a predicted model, not a curated record. Gene Ontology annotation, molecular function: sphinganine-1-phosphate aldolase activity; pyridoxal phosphate binding. Lineage: Eukaryota; Viridiplantae; Streptophyta; Magnoliopsida; Amborellales; Amborellaceae.